Messenger RNA from Monoraphidium neglectum, 1044 nucleotides. RefSeq lists its product as hypothetical. The transcript is spliced from 4 exons. The coding region runs from base 1 to 1044 and encodes 347 amino acids. The record is from RefSeq and is a predicted model, not a curated record. Gene Ontology annotation, molecular function: protein binding. NCBI's taxonomy places the organism in Eukaryota, Viridiplantae, Chlorophyta, Chlorophyceae, Sphaeropleales, Selenastraceae.
AUGGCUCUCUCGGCACGCGUCACGGACGUUCCAAGCCAUGUGGUCUCUGCGGCAGCCAGGGCGCCGCUGCCGGUCCCCCACGCGGUGCAUGCGCCGCGUGGGGAGGUGCGCCUGUGCGUCGCCGUCCCCAUGGCUGCGGCUGGCGAGUACACCCAGCAGUAUGAGACGCUGGAGCUUAUGCCCGAGGAGGCGAUCAAGGGCCUCAAGCUCCGCAUGCUCAACCGCGGCUUCAAGCGGCCGCUGGGCACGGGCGCCUCCUGCCUGGUCUUCGGCGAGCUGGACGAGCGCGUCCGCGCCGGCCUCGUCAGCGCGUCGAGCGCCGCCGCCGCCGCCGGCAGCGACUGGCUCCACAUCUUCGCGCCCGCGGCGUCAGUCGAGUCCGUCUCGGUCCGCACGCUGAUGCGCGAGGUGUCGCUCAGCAACGCCGCCGCCGAGGCGGCGCCCGCGGCCGACGCGGCGGCGAUGCUGGACGCGCUCCCGCUGGUCGCGGCGGCGCCGCGCGCGGGCGCGGGCGCAGAUGGCAGCGGCGUUGCGGCGGCCGCCGCUGUCGGCGCGGCCGUGGUCCACCUUCUGGUACACAAGUCCGCGCGCGUGGCAUGGCGCCACACUGGCGGCCCCAACGACACGUUUGAGCUCAGCAUCAGCGCGCCCGGCGACAACACCAAGGACCUCAUGCGCAAGAUCGAGGACGUCACGGGCCUGUCGGUCCGCGACGGCCAGCACCAGCUCGUCUACGGCACGCAGGUGCUUGACGCGGGCCGCCCGCUGGCGUCCUACGGCAUCGGCAAGGGGUCGGUCCUGAAGCUCGUCCCCGUCGAGCCGCCGGCCGCCGACGGCGGCGCGCCCGGCGCCGCCGGCGCCGCGGCCGGCGGCGUGCUGCCCGACGGCAGCCCGCGGCUGGCGAGCCCGACGCACGAGCUGCACGGGCACUGGCAGCGGGCGCGCGCGGGCCUGCAGGAGGGCCAUGCGCCGAGCCUGGCGUCUGCGGGGACGGGUGCGCGGCCCGCCCUCUGGGGCUGCUUUGCCGGCCUUGCCUGCGCUUGA